Messenger RNA from Fomitopsis serialis, 462 nucleotides. RefSeq lists its product as uncharacterized. NCBI's taxonomy places the organism in Eukaryota, Fungi, Basidiomycota, Agaricomycetes, Polyporales, Fomitopsidaceae. The transcript has a single exon. Bases 1 to 462 code for a protein of 153 amino acids. The record is from RefSeq and is a predicted model, not a curated record.
AUGUCCGAGUCGACCAACACCCCGUCCGCACCUUCGCGAGGCAGCCGCGGGUCCCACAGUGGAACCCGCAGCAAGCUGAAGGCGUUGCGUGCGGAAGUCCGAGCAAAGCUCGCCGCAAGUCAAGAGCGGAUCAACAAAGCCCUCGAGGAAUCCAAGCAACUCGAGGCCGAACUGCUGGCAACGGUCGACGCCGCUCUGUCCGAGGCCAGCAGCCGCAGUCGGUCUUCUCGCACGAAGACCACCCGGACUGAGUCUUCUCACCGCGAGGACUCAGCCGGAGCCCUCACAGAGCAGGCGCUGUCCGACCGUGAGGUCGAACAGGCACCGCGCACUGAGCGGCUCGAGCCCAAUGUCGAGCCCGCUCAAAACCGCCCGGAGACCGACUCUCCACCUGCUUCGACCCAGCCGAUGAAGCUCGGCACCACUCUGAGGAGUGGUGAGCGCGCCGAGCUCGAAACGUAG